AUGUUGGCGCUCACAGUCUCAGUUGAUGGUCAUGUGGGUUUAGGAGAAGAUUUGGCAGACAUGGGUAAGCUCAGUUUUGGCAAGGUGUUGGACUGCCUUUGUCUUACUCCAGGUUCAAGUUGCUCUUGUUUCUGCAUCAAUUCGAUGGAUAGUCAAGAUGAUGACUUCGAGAAAAAUCCAUUGAUACCUAGUGACAAAAGUCAGUUGAUGAGGUUGAAAGAUGUUGUUGCUGGUAACCAAACAUUGGCCUUUCAAUUGAAGCCCAAGAUGGUGGUACUAAGGGUGUCCAUGGACUGCAAUGGCUGUGCAAGGAAAGUUGAGAAACAUGUUUCGAAGCUGGAAGGAGUGUCCUCAUACAAAGUAGACCUGGAAACCAAGAUGGUAGUUGUUAUUGGGGACAUAAUCCCUUUUCAAGUACUGGAGAGUGUGUCAAAGGUUAAAAGUGCUGAGCUUUGGAAUUCUCCAUCCUGA
Molecule: messenger RNA, 471 nt
Organism: Dovyalis caffra
Lineage: Eukaryota; Viridiplantae; Streptophyta; Magnoliopsida; Malpighiales; Salicaceae
Source: the annotation of a GenBank genome assembly